UAGGGAAUCACCUCUGACCCAUAUUACUACACACAGAUCCACUGAAAUACGACACAUCACAUCUGUUUCUUUCAUUUCCACAUAUAUAAAGUUAAAUACGAGGUUCUUGGUUCAAUCAGAAACUAGAACCGUGUGAAAGUGACACUUCUGGAUAAACCUUGAGUAUGCCUAUGAACUACAGGGGAACCUGGGACAUGGUGGACAAUGAAAACUUGGAAGGUUACAUGGUGGCUCUUGGAAUUGAUUUCGCCACACGAAAGAUAGCGGGCAUGCUCAAGCCACAGAAGAUCAUUGAGCAAGAUGGAGACUCUUUCAAUAUUAAAACUUUAACAGCCUUCCGAAACUACUCAUGUUCUUUCAAAAUCGGCGAAGAAUUUGAGGAGGUCACCAAAGGACUGGAUAACAGAAAAUGCCAGACAACAGUCAACUGGGAUAACGACAAACUUGUGUGUGUGCAGAAAGGUGAAAAAAAGAGCCGAGGUUGGACGCACUGGAUAGACGGAGAUAAUCUUUACCUUGAGCUUAAAUGUGAAGACCAGACCUGCAAACAAACAUACAAAAGAAGUGCUUGAUUCUUAACUAUUAUGUUGAGUGAGUUAGUCUUAAUGAUUCAGUGAUGUAACAUAUCAUAAAUGGCAUUUUAAACAUUUCUUUUGAUGAUUUUUAUAUGACAACGUUCCUCAAAAGGUUUCAUGAAUGUCAAGAUGCAUUGCUGUUUGUGGAAAUGUUGCUCCAACAAAUGAUUUACUAUUAUAUAACUGUUACAUAAUAAUCUAUAAAAAAUAAAGCACAUUCUGCAGCAUAUAUUUUUUUCUUUUGAAUGUAUGUUUGUAUA
Triplophysa rosa is the source of this 835-nucleotide messenger RNA. It is a transcript of the gene rbp7b, whose product is annotated as retinol binding protein 7b, cellular. The record is from RefSeq and is a predicted model, not a curated record. The transcript is spliced from 4 exons. Lineage: Eukaryota; Metazoa; Chordata; Actinopteri; Cypriniformes; Nemacheilidae. Gene Ontology annotation, biological process: fatty acid transport. Gene Ontology annotation, cellular component: cytosol; nucleus. Gene Ontology annotation, molecular function: fatty acid binding. The coding region runs from base 165 to 572 and encodes 135 amino acids.